Histoplasma mississippiense is the source of this 1791-nucleotide messenger RNA. RefSeq lists its product as hypothetical. The record is from RefSeq and is a predicted model, not a curated record. The transcript has 6 exons. The coding region runs from base 1 to 1791 and encodes 596 amino acids. NCBI's taxonomy places the organism in Eukaryota, Fungi, Ascomycota, Eurotiomycetes, Onygenales, Ajellomycetaceae.
AUGCUGUUUCGCAACAUCCACCUAUCGUUUAACACUCAGUUCCGCAUUGCUCAGAUGGCCGCUCAUCUGUCCGGCUCGCAUACAAGAAAUGGAAGCAGCAAUUCGGUUACGGCAGGAGUGUCUCUAGAUGAACUCCCCAAAUCCAAUAAUUUCACAUCAAAACUGCCAGCAGAUCCCGCUUUUGAAACCCCGGAAUCCUCUCACAAUGCGCCCCGCGAAGCACUUGGACCACGGCUGGUUAAAGGCGCUUUGUUUACCUAUGUCCGCCCUGAGCCGACAGAUCAACCAGAGCUGUUAAGUUUUUACGCCUGUCUUUCGCUGGCAAUUCGAGCCAUCAGCCUCUUCGAAUCAACGAAUCCUGCUACGAAAAUCCGAUAUGAGAUUCAGAUUAAAGGGGCUGGUAGAACUCCUUAUUCUCAGUUUGCCGAUGGAAAAGCCGUUCUUCGCUCAAGCGUCAGGGAGUAUAUAGUUUCAGAAGCUUUGAAUGCUCUGGGAAUACCUACAACACGCGCCCUUUCGCUCGUGUUAUUGCCCAAUUCCAAAGUGCGGAGAGAACGGCUAGAGCAUGGUGCCAUUGUGACUCGUUUUGCUCAAUCUUGGAUCAGGAUCGGAACUUUUGACCUUCCCGGAUCCCGCGGUGAUAGAGAUCUCUCCAGGAAAUUGGCGACCUAUGUAGCAGAGGAUGUUUUUCCUGGUUGGGAAUCCCUUCCAGCCGCUCUAUCUGCUGUAUCGCCUGACGUAAAAGAUGCACCGUCUGUCGAUAAUCCUUUGCGAGGUGUGCCUAAAUACGAAAUUCAGGGAGAGAAAGGCACGGAGGAGAACCGCUUUAGCCGCCUCUAUCGAGAGAUAGUUCGACGUAAUGCAAAGACCGUUGCCGCAUGGCAGGCGUACGGUUUCAUGAACGGAGUGUUAAAUACUGACAAUACGUCCAUUAUGGGUCUUUCUCUCGACUACGGCCCAUUUGCGUUCAUGGAUAACUUUGACCCGCAGUAUACCCCGAACCACGAUGACCAUCUCCUUCGAUAUUCAUAUAAGAACCAGCCAAGUGUGAUCUGGUGGAAUUUAGUGCGACUUGGAGAGUCCUUGGGUGAAUUGAUGGGCGCUGGCGAUAAGGUAGAUGACGAGACCUUCGUUACAAAAGGCGUAACUGAGGAAUUUGGCAAGGCCCUUGUGCAAAGAGCAGAGAAACUCAUCGAUAACGCUGGUGAAGAAUACAAAGCUGUAUUCCUGAAUGAAUACAAACGACUCAUGUCGGCACGCUUGGCGUUAAAAACCCCCAAGGAAUCUGAUUUCCAGGAGCUGUUCUCAGAGCUACUUGAUACCCUCGAGGCUCUUGAACUUGACUUCAAUCAUUUUUUCAGACAUCUUUCCAACAUCUACCUCGCCGACAUUGACACUAAUGAAAAGAGGAAAGCUAUUGCAAGCAUCUUCUUUCAUAAAGAGGGCGUGGGUGGAAUAGGCAAUACUGAAGAAUCUGCCAGAGAUCGUAUUGCCAAAUGGCUUUCUUCAUGGCGGAACCGUAUCAUUGAAGACUGGGGUAUGGAACCGGAUGAAGAGAGACAGAAAGCAAUGAAGGCGGUUAAUCCGAAAUUUCUGCCACGAUCCUGGAUCCUCGAUGAGGUGAUCCAACAUGUCGAGAACAAGGGCGACCGAGGGAUUCUCGACCGUGUCAUGCACAUGGCCCUGAAUCCAUUCCAGGAGGAGUGGAAUUUGGACAAAGACGAGGAGGAGCGAUUCUGCGGAGAUGUCCCGCAGUUCAAGAGAAUGACUAUGUGCAGUUGCAGUUCAUGA